Molecule: messenger RNA, 1575 nt
Organism: Aspergillus luchuensis
Lineage: Eukaryota; Fungi; Ascomycota; Eurotiomycetes; Eurotiales; Aspergillaceae
Exons: 3
Coding region: 1-1575 (524 amino acids)
Biological process (GO): transmembrane transport
Molecular function (GO): transmembrane transporter activity
Source: RefSeq, a predicted model, not a curated record
AUGGAAGACGAAAAAGCCAGCUUUGGCCAUAUCGACCACGCCGCGGAGGAACAUGGCCUCCCGGACCCCUCCAAUGAAAAAGAAACCAUGACUCCCGCCCCUAAUGAUCCCCAGAACUGGUCCACCGCUGCCAAACUCACCACUUACCUGACCAUCUGCUUCUACACCUUCCUCGCCAAUGUCAACAGCAGCAACUUCACCGUCGCCACCAAGGCCAUCAUCGCCGAAUUCCACGUCUCCCAGACCCAAGCCGGCGAGCUCGUCUGCUUCAAUGUCUUCCUUUUCGGCGUCGGCAACAUUUUCUGGGUCCCACUGAUGCGUGUCAUCGGCAAACGUCCCGUCUAUCUCAUCUCCAUGCUCUUCCUGUCCAUGAUGAAUGUCUGGUCAUCUCGCGCCACCAGUUACGGCGAGCUGCUCGCCUCACGCAUCCUCUCCGGUUUCGCCGCAGCCGCAGCCGAUGCCACCGUCCCAGCCGUGGUCAGCGACAUGGUCGCUCCCCACGAACGCGGCCACUACCUGAUGAUCUUUCAUCUCGCUCUGACCGGUGGGCUUUUCCUCGGUCCUCUCAUUAACGCAUACCUGGUACAGGAUGAGAAUUGGCGUUGGAUGUGUUACUUCCUUGCUAUAGCAGUUGGAGCAGUCUUCGUGGUCGCCAUUUUCACGGUUCGCGAAACAACCUAUCUCAGGCGACAUGCCACUUCCCAGAAGACGAAAUACUGGGAUUGGCUUUCCAUCACACGGGGAUACAACCCGGAUGCAUCGUUCCUCCAAACUGUCUGGGACAUUCUCCGUAACGCGAUGUACCCUCAACUCCUAUGGUCGUCCUUCACCAUUGGAAUUUCAGUAGGAUGGAACAUCGUCGUCCAACUCACCGCAUCCCGCACCUUCACAGCCCCGCCCUACAACUGGCCCGCAGGCAGUAUCGGCCUCCUCUCCCUCUCCGGCUUCAUCGGCGCCCUUCUAGCCUUCUACCUCGGUGGACGUCUCAUCGACAUCCUCUCCACGUAUUAUACCCGACGACGCGGGGGCCAACGACUCCCGGAGUACCGACUCCCUGCCAUCAUCAUCCCCGGCACGAUCGGACCCGCGGGGAUCCUCAUCUUCGGACUGUGCGUGGCGAAUCAGACACACUGGGCUGGGGCGGCGGUAGGAUACGCCAUGCAGGCAUUUGGAGUGGCAGCUAUUUCUAAUGUGGCGGUCACGUAUUCGUUGGAUUGUUAUAAGCCGGUGAGUUUACCCCCUUGCAUGGUGGCGUUGGAUAGUGCGUGGUUGGCGGGAGAACAUGAACAUGACCAUAAACAUAAACAUGCUAACGAUUUUGGCGUUUCUCUGCUUCAGAUCACGGGUGAAGCUCUGGUGAUUAUUUUUGUGAUUCGGAAUACGAUCGGAAUGUUGUUGUCGCUGUAUGCGGCGGACUGGAUCGCAAAACAGGGCGCCGCGAAAGUGUUUGGAGAGAUGACAGCCAUUCAGGGGGCGAGUAUAUUGCUGGCGGUGCCGUUGUUUCUUUGGGGCGCUGGCCUACGCGAGGUGACGGGGCGGUAUGGGCCCAUGAAACGGUUUGUGGGAGUGUCUUAG